AUGAGGAACAUGCCGCCGCCAUCGAAGAAACGCAAAAUCGCCGUGACAGUCCCCGAAAAGAUCGAGUUUGACUUUUCCGCGCGCGAAGAGUACCUCACAGGCUUCCAUAAGCGCAAACUUGCGCGGAUAAAGCAUGCACAAGAGGAGAAUGCUAAGAGGGAGAAGGAGGAGAAGCUGAGGUUUAGGCGCGAGCUCCGAGAACAGCGCAAAGUCGACCUAGAGAAGCACGUCGAAGAAGUAAACCGACUCGUCAAGCAAGCAAAUGGCGAUCUGGACGACAUCGUUACGGGCGAGACAUCCGCCGACGAUGACGACGACGACGAAGAAGAAUUCACAGGCUUCCAAGAACCAGAGCCCAUCAAUCAGGAAGACGAGUACGUCGACGAAGACAAAUAUACAACCGUCACCAUAGAAAGUGUUGGCAUAUCUAAAGCGGGCUUCUCGAGACCAGGCGAGGAGGACGAGGAUGCUGCUGCGAAGAGAAAGGCCGAGGAGGAGAGGAAAAAGGCAGAGGAAGAGGCAGAGGGCAAGAAGAGGGUGUGGACAAAGGCUUGGCCGAAGAAUAGUGAGAGGCCUAAAAAGAAGAAGAAGAAGUUUAGGUAUGAGACCAAGACGGAGAGAAAGGCUGAGCGCAUGAAGCAAGGUUUGAAGAAGAGGAAGCAGAAGGAGGCCAGAACGAGCAAGUAG
Molecule: messenger RNA, 687 nt
Organism: Alternaria atra
Lineage: Eukaryota; Fungi; Ascomycota; Dothideomycetes; Pleosporales; Pleosporaceae
Exons: 2
Coding region: 1-687 (228 amino acids)
Cellular component (GO): nucleolus
Molecular function (GO): RNA binding
Source: RefSeq, a predicted model, not a curated record